Messenger RNA from Moneuplotes crassus, 1038 nucleotides. The record is from the annotation of a GenBank genome assembly. Lineage: Eukaryota; Ciliophora; Spirotrichea; Euplotida; Euplotidae.
CAAAGAGAUAUGCAAGAAGAAUAUGAACCAUCAGAAGAAUGCUAAAGAAGAUGAGAAAGAAGUUGAAGGAAUGCUGGAUGAUAUCCAAGAAACCUGCAAAAAUAUUCGGAAUAAUCAGUCUUCCACUUCUAACACAGGAGUGCAACCCGCUAAUAUUCGAAUCCGAUCAGCAACUAGUAGAUCAAAGAAGAACAGGCCAGAGAUAGCUACUGCCCUGCAGACUCUUGAUCAAAAGCAAAUGCUUAAGCCUAUGAAUCCAACAAAGAUGAUUAACAAGAAAAAGAUUAAGUUUACCAAAAAGGAAUCAGGCCAAAGUUAUCUAUCUGUCGAACAAUCUGAAGGUUUUUUCAGACAAGGGACUACCAAAGACACUGCUAGUAUUGAAAAGAUCAAGAAGGAAAUCAGAGAGAAACAAAACAUUGUUCAGCCUAAUAUUAACCAAAAGAAGAUACGGAAGCCUGUUCCUCAUUUAAAGACUGGUUUACAAAGUACCUUAAAAGAUCAGGGAUCAAAAAGCCCGAAUAUUUUGAAGAAUAAAGUAUCAAUUCCCAGGAAGAUGCAUAAAUCAGGAAGAUCUGGAGCCAAUUCAGUCAGAAGGAACAAAAACACUACUCUUGAAGUUGAUAGCUUAGUCCUUCCCGAAAUACCUGCAAAUCGUAAAACUCCAAUGAAGAAGCUUGAUAAAACUUUUGAAUUGAACAGAAGCCGAGUCAAAAGUUUAGAGCAGAGUCCCAUCUCUACCAAGCCUAGCAGGAAUAACAGAAAGCAUAACCAGCUUAAAGAGGCCUUGAAAUUUGAAAAAUUGAAGCUUGUUGCUGGAGAAGCAAAUUCCAAGUCUCGCUACACCAAAAGAUCCAGUAAUAUGAGAUUAUAUGGCAAAGAUAUGCUCUGUGAAAGAAAGAGGAAAAAUCAUAAUCAGCUGUAGAGUAUACAUAGGUUAUUACAAGUCUAUUAAAACUAAAUAUCUUUAGUUCCAGUCCGGCUGCUUUAAUUUCGGUGAGGAUUCACUAUUAAUUCAUUUAAUGUCGUCUUAUAUUU